GAUCUCAUGUCAUUAUGAAAACCCUAUUUUAAGGUUUAGCCUCUAUCAUAAACGCACCAGAUGUCAAGUUAUAAAGAUCUCCGUAACCCCUUGUUCCGAAAUUGGGUAAGAGGUGUUUAUGCUUUGAGGUAUCUCCAAUACGGAUUGAGUGAAUUUAUUGACGAUACUGCAAAAAAGCACCACAACAACCUUUUAGGCAAGUUAUCAAAAGGGCAGGUAGUAGCGAACACGGGUUGUAACAACUGCUCUACUGUCAACCUCCUUCCUGACCAUCCCACACGUCAUUGCAUUCAACGAAAUCGGCAAAAAUGCUUGUGUAAAGACUCGCAUGGCAGGCGAAAGUGUCCAAGUAAUUGUUGUAGCCGGUUGUAUGAUCACAUCAUCCUUGAUCAUGAAGAAAGAAAUCCUAUUUGGGAGAACUCCGAUCUCCAAAGUUGGUGCAGUGACUACUUCGAAGUUGCGAAAUUAUAUUUAGGAAUGCAGGGACAUAUUGAUGUACAUACAUGUGCUCAAAUAGAUGUGUCCGGCCUUCUAACUAUAGCCAUAAACAACAUCUUCUUUAAAGACUACAUUGAAGAUAUUGCCAAAUUUAAAAAGGCACGUGACGUAAGAAAUGAGCUAUUUCAUUCGAGCAAAUUUGAAAUUUCAAUAGAGAAACUGGAAACAUACCUUGACGUCAUGAUUGAAGUACUUGAAGAUAGUCGUUCACUCGUUACGUAUGAAGUCGCAAUGAAGGCUGUAGAAAAUAUUGAAAAGGUCAGAAGUAAUCAAAUAAGUAUAACUGAAGUAGAAGCAGAAGAAAUGAUACAUUCAGCAGUGAAAGCAAUAGAAGAAAAGCGGCAAGAGGCAAUUCAAGAAUUAACAAAAUAAUGUAACUCACUCGAAUGGAAGAUGCAAUCAAGCAUUGCGUUAAAAACUGAAUCUUCAUGUGAACAUCUUCAAAGAGAAACCGAUGAGUUGCGAAAGAAAUUAGUUAAAGACAUAGAAGAACAAACGAAGCAUUUAAAACAUAGGCAUGACAUGAUGCUGUCUGAAGUAGAAGAAAAAAGGACUGAUUUUGUAAAUAAAAUGGAAGAGGAAGUUCGUAAACAACAACAACUGCGACAAAAUGGUGUAUUUGGCAGUCAAAAGAUUAAAGGUUGUGAUCCAACUGGACAAACAGAAGCUACUUUGACAGAGGUCCAGCAACAUCUUAUCAAUUACUAUCGGUCUUACUACCUUACAACAGACGUAUCCCCUCUUCUUCCCGACGAGAAUGUCCAUAUAGAUGAGGUAUACGUCCCGUUAAUAGUCAAAGUUAUUAGAAAGGGAAGGACCAAAACUGAAAAUGUUAUCCUAGCUUCAUUAACUGAUCUAUUCACGCCAAAUGACGAACGACUUGAUAAUAUCUAUCUAAGUGGAGAGGCUGGUAUUGGAAAAACAACGCUUUGCAGAAAGUUGAUAUCAUAUUGGUGCACUGCUCACAGUUUGAACAAUCAUAUGACCAACUUUUCUAAAUACGACGAAAAGGCUGUAGAAAGAAUGAAAAACUUUGACUUUCUUCUGUUCAUUUCACUUAGGGAUUUAAACAAAGAAACAACUAUUGAAGAGAUGGUAGAAAACCAGCUUUUGUCAGGAUUUCAGCAUAGUCAGUUCAUAAGAAGAACGCUUCAAAGCAAACCAAAGUCUUGCUUAUUUGUACUUGAUGGACUUGACGAAUGGGAUCCAAAAGGUUUUGAUACGCACCCGGCUAUUCCGGAAGGUUUACCUAUUUAUAAGAACUGUUACACGAAGCUAUUUACAUCAAGGCCAUGGAAAAUUGAAAGUAUAUGCCCGAAACUCACUGAAAAUGACAUAGAACUUAAGGUCGAAGGAAUAAGCAGAAUUAACUCAGAACGUCUUGUGAAUGUCUUGCUGUUAUAUCUUAAAGUCCAGGAAUUUGCUAGAGAAUCUAAAAAGUUUUUUGCUGAAGUUCAGGAAAAGAAGAUGCAACAUCUUCUGCCUAUACCAUUGAUGCUUAAACUUCUACUAUGCCUUUGGUUAGAAACAAAGUCACUUGAAAAAGCGACUACUAGUAUUUACUGCGCAAUUCUUGAUCUUUUACUUUCUACAGCAAUGAAGAAAAGUCGCUAUGAUGAAGGAUUUCAGGUAUUGCUUGACGAGCUACAGGAAGAGCAGUUACCAGCUGUGUUUCGAAACAAAUCUUCUUGUAAGAAAUUCUCACCUGUCAUAAUGACCUUAUCCAAACUUGCAUUUCAAACAUUGUUUUCCGAGGAUAGGGAAAAAUCUUUAGUAUUUAAAGACUCGGAUCUUUCGUCAUAUGGAUUAUCGCAAAAUACAAUCCGGCUUUGUUUGACACUCGGCUUACUGUCUCAAAAGAAAAUUCUCGGAAUUUCAAAUAUGUUUCCAGUAAAAAAGGUUUCAUUUCUGCACAAGUCUUAUCAAGAAUUGUUUGCCGCUAUCUAUAUCUCAAGGGAAUUUUCAGCUGAAACAAAGAAUCAUAUACAACGUGCUUGUUCAACAGUGGAGAACGUGUUUGAAUUUUCAAACGUGUUUCUUUUCUUGAGCGGGAUGAAGCCAUCUAUUAUGUACCAUAUAUCUGAACAUAUUUGUAAACUAGCUGAUAAUGACGCAGUUAUUGAGCAAUAUCGUGAUAGAAAAGAGACGGGAUUUAUAGCAGGGUUAUCAAAAGUAAGUCGACUUCAAGCAACUAUAUGUACUUAUUUGCAAGAAAGUAAAAAUAGUUAUCAUGAUGACACAGAAAUGCGGCUAAGAGAUAUUGUGUUUGAAGGAAAAUUGUCGCUUGUGUUCAAGAAUAAGAAUGCAGCUUCCGUAUCAAUUUUUGACACACUUUUCAACAUUAAACCUUGUAGCAUUACGACUCUUACUUUAAGGAAUCGUGUUUUGCCAGGACCGGUCUGGCAAUAUCUGAAAAGUUUAGAUUCACUCCAUACAGUAAUAUGUGAUAUGAACAGUGUGCCACGUGACUGUUUAGUUACCAUUUUGAAUAAAUCAAGGUACACUAUAAAACAUAUACACCUAGCUGGGUACAAUAACGAUUCUGGAUAUAGAAAAGUAUAUUUUCUUCAAAGGGCUCAUUUAUCCGAGCAUGGAAUAACAAUUGAUCUUAUUGACGAGCUCUUAAAAAAAGCAGUUUGCAUACAAAUUAAAGACUAUAUUUUCUGGGACGAUAUUCUGAAAAGCUAACAAAAAACGUCUGCCUAUUAUGAAUCUAUUUACUUGAGAUUUAGCAAAAAUACAUGAAAUGUGGUUAUGUUCUAGUUAAAAGGGAUAGUUUUUCUUUCUAACUGUAAAUAAUGAUCAGGGAUGGGCCUCACAGGGUGAAUGCAAUCGAAAGUGUAGAUAUAAAUAAACAUUAGUAUGAGUACGCGUAUGUGUGUAUUUGCGUUUAUUUAUACUCGCCACCGGUUGCCCAUAUGGGCGAGUCCUCCAGAAGAGUAUUAAUUAUUUUAUUUUUUUGGACGAUAGUGCAAUUACAGAUACAGAAAGAUGCCCCAAUUCCAGAAGCUUCUCCUGGUUCUUUAGCGUGCCGAGUGAUUAAGCACCCAUACACGGGACCUCGAUUUAAAGUCUCAUCCGAAAGAUUGAUUAGUAAUUUUAGGUGGCCAGCCCGGGAAUCGAACCCACAAUGUCGAGAUUACAAGUCUCGCGCUUUAACCGAUUGAGCUAUGCGGGCUGGCUUAUGAGUACCCAGUAAUAGAUAGAACUAAUAAUAGUAUUGGGUUUUUGAAAAAUCCGAUGUGUAAGUUACUUCUUACAGAAAAUGUACAUAUUGUU
This is a messenger RNA of Ruditapes philippinarum (Manila clam), 3777 nucleotides long. RefSeq lists its product as uncharacterized. NCBI's taxonomy places the organism in Eukaryota, Metazoa, Mollusca, Bivalvia, Venerida, Veneridae. The coding region runs from base 892 to 3186 and encodes 764 amino acids. The record is from RefSeq and is a predicted model, not a curated record. The transcript is spliced from 5 exons.